Ectocarpus sp. CCAP 1310/34 is the source of this 1346-nucleotide messenger RNA. The record is from the annotation of a GenBank genome assembly. Lineage: Eukaryota; Phaeophyceae; Ectocarpales; Ectocarpaceae.
CUCGCCGCUAAGCGUGCGGUGCCAGAGAACACAGUUGCGGGGGUUCCCGGAGAGGUGCCGCCCGCUCCUGCGGAUCCUGGCGUUUCUCCCACUCGAACCCCACGGCGAGAGCCAGCAAUCGGGCCAGCUGCGUCGCCUUCGGGAAGGAGGUCGCAACUCUCAUGACAGUUCGACACCAUCGCCCCCUGCCAACGCGUCCUGGACAACCUGCUCAACCAAGCAAAGCAGCUCAUCGAGGUGGAGGUGAGGUCGCAGCAUGAGGCCUCCACGAACCGGAUUUUCACGGGGGUCGUUGCCCGGCCUACGACCGGCACCGACCCGCCAGAGGAAGGGCACGUGGGGACGGGGCCAGGCGGGGGGCGGGCGAGGGAGCGGCCGGAGAGGCCGGGGGAGGGCGAGGGGACGUGGUGGGAGAGGUUCAAGAGGAAGAGGUGGAGAGGGAGGGGCGGUCCCUGGUGUGUCCGCGGCGAGCAUGCCGAGCCUUGCCGUGGGCGUUCCGGCCUUCCAACAGGUGGCCGGCGCCGGCACCACCAGCGGGGGAGGGGAGGGGGGCGGGCCAAGGCUUGGUGUUUCCGCGGCGGGCAUGCCGAGGCUUGCCGUGGAUUUUUCGGUCCGCCGGGCUGGCGUCACCGGCGCUGCUGUGGGCACCCACAAACGGGACACAACCGGUCGGGGGUUCGGCGCACCGCUUCGCUCCGUGGGCAGCGCACCUCGUGGGGGGUUGGGGCAGGCUUCGCUCGGUCUCGCGUCCUCGGCGUCCCCGGCUUUCGGCGUGACAAACUCCUGGGCGCCGGAGAGUUUUCAGCAAUCAAGACUGAACGGAGAAAGACUUCGUGCCGGUGAAAACCACGGCCAGCCUCUGCCUUUGACGCCCCAAGAUGUAGCAUUUUUGGACCAGGUACAAUCGCCCCAGAAAAAGAAGCACAUAGGACCGAACAGGAGGCGCGCGUCGACGGCCACGAGAAAUAACCAUGGUGGAGGGCAGCAUGUAGUUUAGGGAGGUGCCCAAGGGGCCUGGGGGAUAUAUGGGUUGCGUUGGCCUUUUGUCUUUUCGUCUUCGUGGAAUACAUUUUUGGUCUUGGCGUAGAGGAGGGUGCACACCGCAGCGAACAUCUGUUCCGGGAAGAGGGUUUUCGCUCGGAAAUUUGGAACCCAAUUGCGGCGGCACGUCCGCGAGGGGAGCAAGGGAUAGAGUGAAUCAAGCUCGGAGUUUCGCGGGGCGACAUGGGGGGAUAAUGUAGGCGUGGGAGUAGCCUUUCCUGAGUUGCCGCACUGCAGUUGCGUUAUGGCUUCGUAUUGACGGGACUCAUGUCCGUGAGCGCCAGUUAAAAAUGUUUCGUGCCGGU